AUGUCGUGCCGAUGGUGUGGUGUCGACGUCAAGAGGUUGCUGUACAUGGUCGUCUUGUUCGGUCCUCUUCUGCAAGCUCCGUCGCUGGCAGAUAUUUCUUUGAAAGGCGAUACCUUCGGCCAAGCAUGUUUGCCCAUCCAACGCGCCGGAUGGAGCUCGGGAGGUUUACACAGCAUUGCAAGAGACCAAGGCGAAGUGAUCCGCAAAUUACCCAAUAGCGACGAGACUUUCAUCCUCGACUUUGGGAAGAACAAAGGGAAGAAGCUGACAGAAGUGUCCAAAGAAUACAUCUCAUGGUUGGUCAACCAGCAAGUGUACAAGAGCAGACCCGCGCUUCAUGCUGCUCUGCUGUCCAUGCAGAUCUUCAGCAAGACCUCACAGUCCUCGUCAGUGGACAAGCCUAAGGAGGACAAGGGCCAUAUCAAGGGCCACCAGCACAAGGAAUCCUGCAAAGCGAGCUUCCAUGAUCGGGAAGUACUUGCUAAUAUGCCUGGCCUGGAUGUCCCACAUGCUCUUAUCGCUCACCUUCCGUCUGCUCAAGGCUCUGCGUCAUUGGCCAGUGACACGACAGUCGAAGUUGGUGACGGCGAGCACGAGGAGGAUCAAGCUGAUGCCCCUGACGUCCCGUCGAACUCGCCUGACCCGUUCAAGACCGUCAAGAAUAGCGAAAAAGCGAGAGAGGAGGCAGAGACAGGGGUUGCUUGCAGCCAUGGCAGCAAGAUCAAAGUUGAGAGAGCAUGGAAGGCAGCGCACUCGCACGUGUCGGGCUGA
This is a messenger RNA of Guillardia theta CCMP2712, 771 nucleotides long. RefSeq lists its product as hypothetical. The coding region runs from base 1 to 771 and encodes 256 amino acids. The record is from RefSeq and is a predicted model, not a curated record. The transcript has a single exon. Lineage: Eukaryota; Cryptophyceae; Pyrenomonadales; Geminigeraceae.